CGAAGCAUUGAAUGACACAGAAAUUGAUACGACAGUCAAAGCGUCCGACCGAAAUCGAGCUGUGAACAAAACGGUCAUUGACAGGCCAGAGCCAGCAAUAUCAUCCGAAUCAUUCGAAUUGAUCGAGAUAUCGUCUGACACCUCUUCAGUCUUGUUUGAUGCGACAGAUGAGAUUGAAGCUGAAAGUAGACUUUUGCCGCUCAACUCAACCAUUGCAUCGACCACAUGCAUUCAGAUGCAAGUCGCAGCCAAUAAUCUACGCAAUAUGUACAUUUCGAAUGAUGCGAAGAAAACUCAAGACAGCGACGAAUUCGAACCGGAUCUGACGUUAGUGCCCACAUACACGCAAUUUUUGAACGACAAAAACAACAAGGAUUGGACAUUGCGAUCACCACCGAAGGCAACGAGCUGGAAACACAGUCCUGAGAUCCCAUCAGCAUCCAGCGAUGGGCUCAUUCAAGUGUAUAUGCGUGAACAGGACAUCAAUCGAAUGUUGAAUAAAGGAAACAUAUAUUUUGCGCAAGGAAAGUUGCACUACGCGGAGUCAACGCAGAGAAAACGCACAUUCUAGGGCACACUUAAUAUUAGGUGUUUCAAAGCGGAAGCAUUAUUUGCUAGUACGAAACGAUUUUAAUAUGACGACUCGAUUAAGGCCAAUUUUCAAUUGUAGUUUAGAAAUUUUUUGGCAAAAAAGCCUAAUUGUUAGUAUAAAAUAAUAAGCAUUGUGACAAAUGUUCAGUUUAAAAGACAAAAACACAUCAAAUUGCUCAAUUGUUAGUUAAUAGAUAUGUUUAUAUGACGGUCACAAGACCAAACCAUAUAAAAAAGAACGAAACGAAACAAAAAUGAAACAAAAACAUACACAAAAACGAAAAACACAAAAAAAAGAAAACGAUGUAAAAUUUGCUCAGAAGCAACAAACAAAAACGACGUUGCCAAGAAGCAAUGGAUGAUGCGUUUUGAAUGGAUUAAAGUGAAUAAGUUAUUUAAAAAAAAA
This is a messenger RNA of Sitodiplosis mosellana (orange wheat blossom midge), 997 nucleotides long. RefSeq lists its product as uncharacterized. The coding region runs from base 236 to 571 and encodes 111 amino acids. The record is from RefSeq and is a predicted model, not a curated record. NCBI's taxonomy places the organism in Eukaryota, Metazoa, Arthropoda, Insecta, Diptera, Cecidomyiidae. The transcript has 2 exons.